Molecule: messenger RNA, 291 nt
Organism: Cylicostephanus goldi
Lineage: Eukaryota; Metazoa; Nematoda; Chromadorea; Rhabditida; Strongylidae
Source: the annotation of a GenBank genome assembly
AUGGACUGUGUUGGAAAAAUGGAAGUUAUGGUAGAUGAGUCCAUACCUGACACUGGUAACGGUGGCACACAAAGGAACCUUUGUAUCAUAUCAGCGAAAGAACUAAUGAGAACCACGUGGUUAUUGGCGCUAAUUGCACACAGCGACGACAAGCCGGUAAAACUUCCCAAUGUUUAUGUGCGUAGAGACAAAAUUUGGAAGUUCCAGAAGGAGACCGUAGUUGCCACCUGUGGUGAAGAUGGAUGCGUAAAGUUGACUCUGUCCAAUGCUAGUGCUCCUGAUACAAGCUAG